GCGCUGCGGCCCGCGUUGGGGCCCGAGCGGCUCCGCGCCGAGCUGCACCUGCUCUUCGACCAGCUGCUGUGCGAGUGCUGCGGGCCCGCCGCCUCCCCCGGGCCCAGCGCGCAGGAUGUUUGCUCUGUACUUGUUCAGGCCUGCCAACUGGUUCAUCUCAACCAGGAGCAUCUUGUCAGCAAAGUCUCUCAGCUUAUUCAUCAUCUACUUAACCGAUUUCAGGUCUCAGCUGAUGAGCAGGAUCUGGAUUUUCUUCUCGGCUAUUCCAUCUCUGCGCUUAAACAGUGUAGCUCUUGGACACACAUUGAGAUUCUGCAAGCCUUAGCAACUCUUGUUUACAAUAAUGGACCUAAAUGUCAGAAGUACCUCCCAGAUUUGCUGGGGAAGAACGGACUCCUGGUACAGUUCAGUGGCCCAUGUCAGACUGACUGGGAUCUUCGGAGGGCAGCAGUGCACAGCAUGGCCAACCUGUGUCUCAGUGUUCCUGGACAGCCGUACUUAGAUGAAUCUUACAGGAGUCUCUGCUUUCAAACUUUCUUGAAUGUUUUACAGUCUUCAAAAGCCCCUGAUGUAGAUGACAUCACUUUUUGCAUGUUGUUACAGAAUGCCCUGAAAGGUAUCCAGUCACUCUUAAAUGGCGGGAAGAUGAAGCUAAUGCAGACUGAUCAGCUUGGGUCUCUUCUUGCAGUAUUAAAGAAAUGCAUGUUUUAUGGGCUUCCUGGCUUGAACAUAGAGAUGCCUGCAGUCUUGUAUCCAGCUCCUUUGCCUCAGUAUGACAAAAGAUCACCUGUCAAACAAGAGCAAUCAGAGUUGAGCACCUUUAAGCAAACGGGGAACCGAAGAAAAAAGUCCAAAGGGAAACAAAAGAAAGGGGAAGAAGUCAAAGAAGAGUCGAGUGAUGCAGGCAAUGAAUCAGUCCGUGGAAUAGACAUCUUUAAACUACAUUUGGGAGAUGGGCAAAGCAGCCCGUGUUCAGAUCCCCAGAAUGGUACAUUAGACGCUACAUGUAUGCCUGCAGGAAAGGAUCAUUUAUCUUCAUGCCACCCCAGCUGGAAAAGAAUCAGUAGCAGUGAGUCAGAGUAUUCUGAUGCUGAAGGUGGAAUACAAAGCAAAAUGAGAUCUUAUCAAGCCAAAGUUCGACAAGGGGCUCUAGCCUGUUUCCUUUCCACUAUAAAAUCAAUAGAGAAGAGAGUCCUUUAUGGCUACUGGUCUGCAUUUGUUCCGGAUACACCUGGAAUAGGCAGCCCUCAGUCUGUGUCCUUGAUGACUAUUGCUUUAAAGGAUCCUUCUCCAAAGACUCGUGCCUGCGCUCUUCAGGUUCUUUCAGCCAUAUUGGAAGGUUCUAAGCAAUUCCUUUCUGUAGCUGAAGAUGCAAAUGACCACAAAAGAGCUUUCACUCCCUUCUCUGUGACUAUUGCUUCCAGUAUCCGAGAGUUGCACCGCUGUCUGCUGCUAGCCCUGGUGGCUGAAGCCUCCCCACAAACACUUACCCAGAUCAUCAAGUGCCUUGCAAACCUGGUAUUGAACGCACCAUAUAACCGCCUGAAACCCGGCCUACUGACAAGAGUGUGGAACCAGAUAAAGCCAUACAUUCGUCAUAAAGAUGUUAAUGUUCGAGUUUCUAGUCUCACCUUGUUGGGAGCUGUACUGUCUGCUCAAGCUCCCUUACCAGAGGUGCAGUUGCUUCUACAACAACCAAGUUCUUCAGGGCUAAGUAACAGUGGAAGCGCAACUCCUCAUCAUUUCAGUUCCUCUGACUGGUGGAGAAAGGCACGUCCCUCUGAAGGGGAGCCUGCUGCUAAUUCAGAAAGUGCAUCUUCAGAUCCCUGCUGGCUCAUCCGUCUCUGCAUCUCCAUCAUUGUUCUCCCAAGAGAAGAUUCCUACUCUGAUAGUGAUGCUAGCUUCGCUUCUGGUACUGUGCAUGAACCAUCUCCUGUUCGACUGGAGGCGUUACAGGUCUUGGCACUUCUUGUAAAGGGCUAUUUCUCCAUGGCCCAGAAUUAUUUGUUAGAGUUUGGAGAGGUGGCUUGCAAAUGCAUGGAGGAAGCAGAUCCAUCUAUUCAGCUCCACGGUGCCAAGCUUCUGGAGGAGCUGGGCACGGGCAUAAUCCAACAGUACAAACCAGAUUCAGCCGUUGCUCUCAGUCAGAGAGUACCUGUUGACUUGGUGGUAAGGUUUUGGACUAUGAUGUUAAAUGGUCCUCUACCUAGUGCCCUUCAGAAUGAUCAACACCCUACCCUUCAGACAAGUGCCUGUGAUGCUCUUUCUUCUAUCCUCCCUGAAGCUUUCAGCCAUCUGAAGGUUGACCGCCAGAUCCUGUGCAUCACUGUGCUCCUUGGAUUGAACCACAGCGAGAACCCGCUGCUGAAAGCUGCCGCGGCACGAGCCCUUGGAGUCUACGUCCUCUUCUCGUGCCUUAGGCAGGAUGUGAUGUUUGUCGCGGACACUGCAAAUGCCAUCCUGAACUCCCUCCACGACAAGUCUCCAAACGUCCGUGCCAAAGCAGCCUGGUCCCUGGGCAACCUUACAGACACUCUCAUCGUCAACAUGGAUUCUAUGGGGCAAAGCUUCCAAGAAGAAUUCUCAGAUCUCUUGCUAUUGAAAAUGUUACGGUCAGCAGCUGAGGCAUCCAAGGACAAAGACAAGGUUAAGAGCAAUGCAGUCCGAGCCCUUGGAAAUCUGCUUCAUUUCCUUCAGCCAUCCCACAUAGAAAAUCCCAGAUUUAAUGAAGCUAUUGAGGAGUCUAUCCAGGCCCUGAUUUCUACUGUCCAGAGCGAGGCCACCAUGAAAGUGCGGUGGAAUGCAUGCUAUGCGCUGGGAAAUGUAUUCAAAAACCCUGGCUUGCCGCUUGGAGAAGCUCCUUGGACCACACAAGCCUACGAUGCUCUUGCAUUUGUGGUGAAGUCAUGCAAGAAUUUCAAAGUCCGGAUCAAGUCUGCCAUGGCGCUCUCCAUCCCUGACAAGAGGGAGCGCUAUGGAACUACUAAACAGUUCAGCCAGAUCUGGAGUGCCUUGGUUAUAGCCCUGCAGAAGAGCGAGGACACGGAGGAUUUUCUGGAGUUCAAAUACAGCGCCAGCCUGAGAACCCAGAUUUGCCAGGCGCUGAUUCACCUGUUGAGCUUGGCCCACACUACAGACCUCCCAUUCAUUUGGGACACAUUAGCAGAAAAGGGUGAGACAAUCAGAUCGUACAUCUUGCAGUACAUGAAAUCAGGGGUCGAGGAGGACGAUGCUGGAAUGCAGCCGAACUCUCACGAGAGAGAGAAGAUCUUGAAAAGAGCUAUUGAGCAUCUCUGUGGGAUCGAGGAGCUCCUGGAAGGCAAAACCAAAGUGGGGGUUGCUGCUUACCUAAAAGAUAUUAUGGCAAACCAUGUCAAUGCCACUGAAUUAGCAGAGGCUUAGGAAGGUUCAUGCAGUGUUUUACUGACCAAUAAAUGACGCCUUCUGAUUCUAUGCAGGGGGGGAGUAUACGGUUUUCAUUUAUUCAGGAGGGCUGAAAAGGGGGUUGGCUGGUAACAGGUGAGUGUGUUAUCACCUUGAAAACAAAUGUCUUUAUUCUUGAUACAUUUUAUAAACACAGAGCCUUUUUAUGA
This is a messenger RNA of Gavialis gangeticus (Gharial), 3593 nucleotides long. RefSeq names its product HEAT repeat containing 6 (gene HEATR6). The transcript is spliced from 20 exons. Lineage: Eukaryota; Metazoa; Chordata; Crocodylia; Gavialidae. The record is from RefSeq and is a predicted model, not a curated record. The annotation marks the transcript as partial.